This is a messenger RNA of Aethina tumida (small hive beetle), 346 nucleotides long. RefSeq lists its product as uncharacterized. NCBI's taxonomy places the organism in Eukaryota, Metazoa, Arthropoda, Insecta, Coleoptera, Nitidulidae. The record is from RefSeq and is a predicted model, not a curated record. Bases 29 to 334 code for a protein of 101 amino acids. The transcript is spliced from 3 exons.
AUUUGAUAUUCAAAGUAACUGAAACACUAUGAAAGGUUUCGUGCUUUUGUUCCUUAGUUGCCUGUUAUCAGCCGCACUUGCUGAAAUUACAAUAAUUACAAAGUCAGACAUUGCUGGAUAUGAAAAUCUGAACUCAAACACGAUUGGAACAAAUGAAAAUUCUGUUGAAAAAUCAGAUGAUAUUGUGGCCGCUAUUUUCACUGACCAACUUCCCAAGGAACAAAAAUAUGAUGUUAACAAAAAAUGUUCCUGGCGCCAUUGCAUUCUAAAAUGCAUACCAAAAAUUGGCGUGUGUCUUAAGGGACAUUGCAUCUGCGUAAAAAAACCAUGGUAAUUAUUUCUAAUU